Molecule: messenger RNA, 10747 nt
Organism: Nerophis ophidion (straightnose pipefish)
Lineage: Eukaryota; Metazoa; Chordata; Actinopteri; Syngnathiformes; Syngnathidae
Gene: ralgapa1
Product: Ral GTPase activating protein catalytic subunit alpha 1
Exons: 47
Coding region: 302-8572 (2756 amino acids)
Biological process (GO): positive regulation of GTPase activity; regulation of small GTPase mediated signal transduction
Cellular component (GO): cytoplasm; nucleus
Molecular function (GO): GTPase activator activity
Source: RefSeq, a predicted model, not a curated record
AACCCUCAGGUUUCGGACUGCUGCGGGAAGGAGAUGCAAUGGAAGGAUGCUACACCCGCCGCGGCUUACUAACGAUGAGGCGUAGUGUAAAUAAACGCUGUCCGUUUGGACACAGUUGUCUAUUACUGUGCAUAAGUGUGGAAGGUUGCUAACUCCUAAGUCAGUGAGUAGCUGGCAUAAACUACGUUUUGGUUAUUGUUUGACGAUAAACGCUAGCCGGAGCUUGUCUAAAUUGCUACCUUUUCCAGCUAGCACUUCCUUGCUGGCUAACAUUUAUCACCAAAAGUCCCCAGCCUCAGGAAUGUUUUCCAAAAAGCCCCAUGGGGACGUCAGAAAAUCCACACAGAAAGUGUUGGACCCAAAGAAGGACGUCUUAACGAGGCUCAAACAUCUGAGAAUAGUCAUAGAAAAUGCUGAGUCAUCAGAGCUGAAGCAGUUCUUUGACCUGAACUACUCCCACAUCUACUAUGUUUUCUUUGAGAACUUCAUCACCAUUGAGGUCAGCCUCAAACAAAAGGGUCACAAGUCUCAGAGAGAGGAGUUGGACUCUAUCCUCUUCAUUUUUGAGAAAAUCCUGCAGCUCCUACCAGAGAGAAUCCAGAGCCGAUGGCAGUUCCACAGCAUUGGGCUGAUCUUGAAAAAGCUGUUGCAUACCGGGAACUCUUUAAAGAUCCGCCGUGAAGGAGUGCGCUUGUUCCUUCUGUGGAUGCAGGCAUUACAGAGUCAUGCACAGCGUGAGCAACUCUGUAUGUUUGCCUGUCUAAUUCCUGGCUUCCCAGCUCCACUCUGCCAUGGGUCUCCACACACUUUGGAUACUCUGAUCAACCCACCCCUGAGUUUACUAGAGACUCAGGUGACCCCAGAAGAGAUCACUCCUUUGGUUCCUCCCCAGUCUGGUGACAAGAACCAGGAAGACCUUACUGCUUACUUCCUUGAAGCCCUUUUGAAAUACAUGGUAAACCAGGCCAAGUCCCUCGAGUGGCGUUGUAAAGAGAAUCAUGAACGUGGCUUCAGCUUCCUCUUUGGUAACUUCAGGAAGUUUUACCUUCCUCACAUAUUUCCUAACUUUGCGAUGGAAACCAGCCUAUACAAUCCCAUACUAGAAGUUCCCCCAAUGCGUCCCAAGCCGUAUUACAGUGUGGUGCGUAGGGAGAGUGAAUUUGGUGAAGUGCUCUACUGCACCAAGGAGAGUUUCCUUCAGGCCCGAGUCAUCUUCAUCCGUUGGCUAGUUUCCUUUUGGCUGGAGCCACGACCCAACACACAAACACAGAUUCCAGGAACAGAGGGCGAGAACGUCCCUAAGAACAUACAGAGAGCAGCAGCUGGACUCGCUGCUCGCUCUGCUGCAAGCUCUGAUGAUGGCAGCGGGGUUGGUUUGCGGUCUGACAACCACUUGGAAGGAAGCGGGGGCUCAUCUGGACAUGGAGGAGGCAGCAUAUCUAUCGGCGGAGGUAUCGGCCCUGUGGGGGAAUCUGAACAGUGCCACUCCAACACAUCUACACUGACAGAGCGGGAGCCGAGCUCCUCUUCUUUAUGCUCCAUGGAUGAAGAACAGCUGACAGACAUGGAGGUGGUGAGAAGAGUCCUCACAUGCUCCAGAAUCAGCAUCAACUUCAUCACUGAGAUCUUCAGACAGGCAUUUCUCCUUCCCAUGUGUGAAGCUGCUGCCAUGCGAAAAGUGGUCCGAGUCUACCAAGAGUGGAUCUGCAUGGAGGACAAGCCGGUGUUUAUGAAAGAGCCAGAAGAGGGCUCAUAUCCCAUAGCAACAGCCAGUAGUAUGGACACAGGCUCAGACAAAGAUGAGGAGGGAAUGAAUAUGAUGAUUGAUAACGAGUUGCUGGAGUACAGUGUUCAUGCUGGAGUUCAAACUACACUACAGGUAUUUAUUACUCACUCUUCUAAUGUUUUCUUACUGGAGCCAGCCAACGACAUCAGGUUCCUAUUAGAGGAGCAUGUUGACAUGUGCAAGCGAGUCUUGAACAUCUACCGCAGCCUUGUCAUGCAUGAAACCAUGGACCAAAAGACAUGGGAGCAGAUCCUACUUGUUCUGCUGAGGGUGACUGAGACAGUGAUGAAGAGACCUCCAUCUAUUAUGCCCCAUGGCAAGAAGAGGAACACACUGUCAGAUAGGCUGGCUGGACCAAUUUUUCAGACAUUGAUUGUAGCCUGGAUUAAGGGGAACUUAAAUGUCUACAUCAGCAGAGAGCUAUGGGAUGACCUCCUUUCCGUCCUGUCUUCUCUUACUUGCUGGGAGGAGUUGGUAACUGAAUGGUCCCUCACCAUGGAGACGCUCACAAAGGUCUUGGCCAGGAACCUGUACAGUGUUGAUCUGAAUGAGCUACCCCUGGACAAGCUCAGUGAGCAAAAGCAGAAGAAACACAAAGGCAAAGGUAUCGGUUCAGAAGGCCAACGCCCAGUGGUGGAUCGUUCCUUCUCUAAAGGUUGGAGCCGAGACCAACCAGGUCAGGCAGCAGCCAUGAGACAACGCAGUGCCACCACAGCUGGUUCACCAGGCAUUGAAAAGGCCAGGAGCAUUGUACGUCAAAAGACUGUAGCUCUGCGUAGCUGUUCUACGGGGGACUCUCUGCUGUCCUCAGCCUUUAUCCGGAGUGCUAAGAGUGCUCCUACUCUGGCUCCGCCUCUUCCUGUCCUUCUCCACCACCACCACCACCCUUUACCCCCCCUUGCUGACCAGCUGGCAGACCUGGAGGACCCGCCAAUCACGUUGGCAUCCCGCUCAUCUCGGAUGCGCCACUUGUCCCAGACCGAUGAGACCCCUCCGACCUCGUGCUCCGAGGUGUUCCAGGGAGGUGCUUGUGAGCUUGAUAACCCUGCCCCUUCGUCACUUGCAAGGAGCAGCAGUGCCUCUGACAUCAUGGAGCCUUUCAUCGCCGAGCGGGUCAAAGGUGAAGACCCACAGGGGGAUGCCGGUUUCAUUCCAAAGUCCUGUCACCCUACUGCUACUCCCUUACUCGCAACCAGUAGCCUCGCAGCUCAGUCACACCCACGUCCGCACCACUCCUCCUCUUCUUCUCCCUUUUCCCACCCCAAUGGGGAUGUUCCCUCAACCUCUCAGGAACAAGAUGAUGACGUUGGCUCUCAAAGCCAAGGUUUGAGUUCUGAUUGGGUAAGAAACUGGGAUUCUGCCUUCACGUUUUCUUCUGACAGUUAUGUUGCGGAGGAGAAUGAAGGGAGAGCUAUGCAAGAGGAGGAGGAUUUAUUUUCCUCUAUUAGGGAUUAUCUCACUCACAAAGCAGUUGAGAAAAAUGAGGCAGUUGUAGUGGCAGCCAGUCUUGCAUUAGAAAGCAAUGUUCAAACUUCUUUUUUAGCAAAAAACGGUGCAGCUACCAGAGAAUCCAAUUUCAUACAAGAGGCACAAAAAGGUCGUAAAGAAGAUGGGCAGGUAAGUAAUUCAGUGAGGCAUAGCAGUGUUGAUUCUGCAGUGGAGAUUGAGGCGGCUCAGUGGAGCAUCUACGAGUGUCUAGAAAUGCAAAGUCAGUGGCCAUCGCUCUGUGCGAAAGGGAGCUCAGAAGGACACAUUGGUGAGACUGACAAAGGGGAAGUAAGUGAAGGGACCACAGUUGGAGGAGCAGAGUGGGAAGAAAAAAGUCAUAUUUCGAGGGAAAUGGGAGACAAAAAGGAUGAUAAAAAUGCAGCUGCAAACGAACCACCCUUUUUAAUUAGACCAGACUCUAACACGGUAGAAUCUAGCACUGAAGCAGCACAAACUCCCCAAACCUCAGACUCUACUAAGCCCAAAACGAGCCGUAGUCACGCCAAGAGACACCACUCUGGUGGUGUCCACGUUAGCUUUAGACCUUCCACCGAGUCGGUGCAGUUCCACAACCCCCUUGAGAAUAAAGAAGCCCACUGGAAAGCCAGGCUGCGCCGUCUCAGCCACUUCCACACCCAUAGCCAUUCAGCGGGCGAGAGGCCAGGAGCUGGGGCAGGAGCAGGGGGGAAGCUGGGAUUAGGCAGUGCAGGUAAGUUCGCCCCUGCGGUUGGUAUUGGCCACAAAGUAGGAGGGCAUGAGAGACUGGAGGUUAGUGGAGGCUUGGAAAACACGACUGGAACUGGAGCAGGGGAAAAGGACAAACCGCAGCACCCAGGACCCAAUUUGGUACACGAGGUGGAGGCGAGCACUGCAAGUACUUCAGGGGUACGAGGCCGCUUGGGACGGUCUGCCUUGCGCUCUCGGGUCUCGCGCUCUCGGUCCCAAGAGCCCGGCAGUUCUGUCUCUCGACACCACCAAGGAGCUCUCCUUGGCGGGGUGUAUAAAACUGUGGUUCAUGCUUUGUCCUCCAAGCCCCGACCACGAGGUCAGGGGUCAUCCCAAGGUUCGUCGCCACAGCGGCAAGGGCGGGCGGCAAUGGGUGACGCAUCACUAAGAGACCUCUACUCCCAUGUCCUCGGCUACUUUGGACGAAAGUCAACCACGUCAGCCAACAAAGAAGAGAUGGUCCAGAAAGUCCGUCCAGUCUCCACUGAUGUCGGAAGCAGCAACCCUAAUUUCUCUGAUCUCAUGGAUGAGUUUAUCCAGGAAAGACUGAGGGCGAAAGGAACAACAGACCGCCGUGGCAGCAGCCCAAGCAGUCUAGAAGUUCCACAGGACCUGCCAGAGCUACUGGAGGCUAGCCAAAGUCCUGGAUCGCGACCCCCAGAUGACCACAGGCCGAUUGAUGAUCCGGGAGUUCCAUCAGAGUGGACUUCUCCUGCCAGUGCCAGCGGCUCAGACGUCGUCAGUUCUGACAGCCAGUCUGACUCUUUCAAUGCUUUUCAAUACCCCACAUGCAAGUUUGAUAACUUUGCGUUCAAUUCGGAACCUAGCAGAGGUGGCUCAGGAGGAGGAGGUCGUGGAAGCUCAUUGGAUCAAGAUAGCCUUGGAGGUGCCAUUGCCUGCGACGAGCAUGAAGUAGCAAGUUUGACAACACUUCAUAUCGACUCUGAGACCAGCAGCCUUAGCCAUACAGUCACCGUCACUGGUUCCGAGAGUGUGUCUCCUAUGCAUUCUCUUGGGGGUUCUCGUUCCCAGACACCCUCCCCUGCCACACUUACAGCAGAGCACAUUGAUCGUACACACUCUCACUCACACACACACUUACAGCUGGACCAGAAGCUCCACAACUCUGUGCUGCAGACCCCAGAUGACUUUGAAUCCAGUGAGUUCCCUGGUGUUGACUGUAGCGUGAUGGCAGGGGGCUCCCUCACUGGAUGGCACGCCGAUGUUGCUACAGUAAUGUGGCGGAGGAUGCUGGGUAUCCUGGGAGAUGUGAAUAGCAUCAAAGACCCAGAGAUCCAUGCUCAGGUGUUCGAUUACUUAUGUGAACUCUGGCAGAACCUGGCAAAGAUCAGAGAUAAUUUGGGCAUUUCUCAUGACAACCAGUCAUCCCCCCCACCACCUGUUUUAAUCCCUCCUUUAAGAAUCCUCACUCCUUGGCUCUUUAAGGCCACCAUGUUGACUGAGCAUUAUAAACAGGGAAAACUUCAUGCCUAUAAGUUGAUCUGCAGGAUUAUGAAGAGACGGCAAGAUGUUUCCCCAAACACAGACUUUCUGACUCACUUUUACAACAUCAUGCACCAAGGACUCUUACACCAAGACCAAGACAUUGUAAACACCAUCAUCAAGCACUGCAGUCCGAGGUUCUUUAGUAUUGGUCUACCUGGAGCCACUAUGCUGAUUCUGGACUUCAUCAUUGCAGCUUCUCGGGUCACCUCUUGUUCAUCAUUAAAUGCUCCAAGAGUAGAAGCACAAAUCCUUCUUGGGUCUCUUGUGUGUUUUCCAAACUUCUAUUGUGAGCUCCCUGCCCUUCAUCCCACCACAGCUGAUGUGGCACUUACAAAGUUUCCUGACAUCAAGGAGCACAUUAUCAAAACUAUCCUGACCUCUGCCAGAGAUGAACCUUCUGCUCCAGCUAGAUGUGUGGCUUUGUGCAGUCUGGGAAUCUGGCUGUGUGAAGAGCUAGUUCACGGAACUCAACAUCCACAAAUCAAAGAUGCUCUCAACGUCAUCUGUGUAACUCUGAAGUACCCAAAUAAAAAUGUUGCACUGGUGGCAUCAGACAUCCUUCACCUUUUGAUCAGUCAUGCAGAUCAUCUUCAGAAAUUCCCCUGUGACACUCCCAAGAAGAUAGUAGAGAUUUUGAUUGCUACUAUCACGCACUUGCUACCUACUACUGAGUCCUCCCCUCAGGAACUGGAUAAGAGGCUGGUUGUGUCCCUCCUGUUGUGUCUGUUGGAUUGGGUCAUGGCUCUUCCGCCGAAGACUCUGCUUCAACCUGUUGAAAUGCAAAGCUCUGCAGACAAGGAGCAGUCGCCAAAAUCCCUGCUCAGCUGCAUUUAUAAGGUUUUGCAUGGCUGUGUGUAUGGCGCCCAGUCUUUCAGCAGCCCCAAGUAUUACCCAAUGCAGCUGUCAGAUCUGGCAAGUCCAGACUAUGACCCUUUUCUGCCUUUGGAGAGUCUUAGAGAACCAGAACCGCUCCACAGUCCCGAUUCUGAGCGCUCCAGCAAACUCCAACCUGUCACUGAAGUCCAUAGUCGUAUCCAGCAGGGUCUGGUGUCUAUCGCAGCCAGGACUGUAAUUACCCACCUUGUCAACCAUCUCGGGCAUUACCCGAUGUCUGGAGGACCCGCUACCCUCUCCAGUCAGGUGUGUGAAAACCAAGACAACCCAUACUGUGAGAGUGUAGAUCUUGGACCUGAACUAUUCCACUCUCCAAACCUCCAGUUCCUAUCUUUGAACGGAUCAACCCUGCUCUCGGUGCUUCAGAUCCGGUCAGAGUCUGGCGUGCCAGGAGGUGGAAUGACAGCCGGUUUGUCUUCUGUUCCCACUUGUGUUCGCGUUAUCAUCCGGGAUGUAGCCGGAAAGCAUUCCUGGGACUCUGCUGUUCUCUAUGGGCCCCCGCCAUGCAUACCGAGCAGCCCAGGACACUCCCUUUUGACAAACACGCAAUCUUCUCAUGGUAUAAAUCUCCAUUUGGACACCCCAACCAAAAAUAUGGCAUUGGAAAAACAAGACGAGAGUCAGGAAGACCAGCAUGAAGAGCCAGAGGGGGGAGGAUGUGAGAAAGAGGGCGAAGGACUUGAUUUGGAGGAAGAGGUGGAAGAUGGGAGCAAAGCUGCCAGAGAUGAAAAUGUGCAGCUCCAAGUAACUGGGGAAGAAGAGAAGAAGCAAAGGGAGGAUACCAAGGAACAUAGCAUGGUUGGGGAGGGGGAUACGGAGGGCUUUGAGCAGCUUCUAGCUCCACCACUGGCAAAACGGAUGUGUCGGGAGGUGGUGCCAGCAUGGGAUUCACUGGGGGAAGGAGAUGAUGCCCUUGAUGAAAUGCUGCAGUACCUUGGUUAUUCGAGUCCUGAGUGUCUACAGAGGGCAGGAAUGCCACUUAAUAUCCCAGUCCCUCCACCAGCUUGUGUUUCGGAGAAGCAGGAGAAUGAUGUGAUUAAUGCCAUCUUGAAGCAAAGUGCCGCCGAGCGAGAGUUUGUCCUCCAUAGAGGUGAGGAGUUUAACAUGAGAGCAGUGGAGCAGAGUGAACCAGAGACUCGUACACCUCAGUCAGCCUUCUACUACUGCAGGCUACUGAUCAAUAUCCUGGGGCUCAACUCCUGGGAGAAGAGGAGUAAUUUUCAUUUAUUGAGAAAAAAUGAGAAGCUUUUGAGAGAGCUGAAGAACCUGGACUCACGGCAAUGUCGAGAGACGCAUAAGAUAGCUGUAUUUUACGUUGCUGAAGGCCAAGAAGACAAACACUCCAUACUCACCAACACUACGGGCAGUCAGGCAUAUGAAGACUUUGUUUCUGGACUGGGUUGGGAGGUUGACCUCACCACUCACUGUGGUUUCAUGGGGGGUCUGCAGAGGAACCGCAGUACUGGCCAGACCACACCUUACUAUGCCACCUCUACCACUGAGGUCAUCUACCAUGUCUCAACCCGAAUGCCCCAUGAUCAGGACCACAACCUCACUAAAAAGCUUAGACACCUGGGUAAUGACGAAGUCCACAUUGUUUGGUCGGAACAUUCCAGAGACUAUCGCCGUGGGAUCAUCCCUACUGAGUUUGGAGACGUGCUGAUUGUCAUUUACCCCAUGAAAAACCACAUGUAUUCCAUCCAUAUCCUUAAAAAACCUGAGGUACCAUUUUUUGGGCCACUGUUCGACGGCGCCAUUGUAGACAUGAAGAUUUUGCCAACAAUGGUCAGGGCCACAGCCAUCAAUGCCAGCCGAGCACUGAAAUCGCUCAUUCCUCUUUACCAGAACUUCUAUGAGGAACGUGCCCGCUACUUAGAAACCAUUGUGCAGCAUCAUCAGGAGCCAACCACCUUCGAGGAUUACGCAGCUCGUGUCUACAGUCCAGCUCCUUGCACUCACCUACCUGCUGACACAGAGGAGCAUAGUGUUUUGUACCUGAGGGUCCCUAAACCCAUGGAUAGUUUUAGAUUCAGGGUGAAGGGCAAAGGUUUGAAGAAGAAGGUCCUUCAUGCCAGCUGUGAAUGGCUCCUGCCUCGAGAGUCUUCGGUCAGAAAGUCCGGCACUUGGGGAGGCCGGGAGCGACUCGGCGUCCCCCAUGUCUCCUCGAACUAGCAAGACGCGUAUGUCCAUGAAGCUCCGACGGUCCUCCGGAUCAGCCAAUAAGACUUGAUGUGUCCCAUUCCAUACCACCUCAUAUUGGCUCACUCCAUAAGACUAUAAGCUUGAAUUUAAACGAACUGCAGUAAAUUCAGUGUUUAAUGUUGUCAAGUUUGACUGCUCUGGGGCCACACUAUAUAGCCUUAAGUGGACAGAAACAUAUUACUCCAGAAAUUAUUGUAAUUGUCUAGACGUGCUACUGUACUUUGAGGGAAUUUACUAAACUGCAAUUUUAUUUCAAACGGUUCAAGCUGAUGCGUUGAUAUUCAGCUUUGUCCAGUUAAACAAAAACAUGACACCAUGCAACUCCUGCCCAUUGAGGACAAUAUGAGGCUAAAGUGUGGCACCCAGCUGGACUUAUUCAUUGACAUCAAGCAUGUCUGCUCUGUUUGCGAGGUUGUUAACACCAUUAGAUAUCGUGUGUACACACACAUAUAUAUAUACACAUAUAUAUAUAUAUACACAUGUAUAUAUACAUAUAUAUAUGUGUGCGUAUAUACAUAUAUGUAUGUGUAUAUAUACUGUAUAUGUAUGUGCGUAUAUAUAUAUAUAUAUAUAUAUAUAUAUAUAUACGUGUGUGUAUAUAUAUAUAUAUAUAUAUAUAUACGUGUGUGUAUAUAUAUAUUUAUAUAUAUGUGUAUGUGUGUGUGUUUGUAUAUAUAUAUAUAUAUAUACAUAUAUAUAUGUGUGUGUGUGUGUAUAUAUAUAUACAAUAUAUGUGUAUUAUAUCAGGUCAACUUUUGGUCUCAGUGCACCAUCAUGUCUAGAAGGUUAAAUAUAGCGCUCUCUAAUGUACAUAGAAUUUUUAAUUAGUUUGUUUGUGUUCAUAACGAUAGAAAGCCUGCAGCUCUCGAGCCAAAAAAAUUAAAAAAUUCUGUACAUUUAUAGGUCAAACUGAACACAGUAUAUGUGCUGUAAAAAUGUGGACAAGCACUGACGUUUGUUUCUUUUAUUUUCCCUCUGGUCUGUUAAGUUUUGUUUUUUGUAUUAUUUCAUUUGACUGAUUCCCUUUCCGACAUAAAUGUCCCUUUAUUUUGUCAAGUCACCGGAUGCAACAAAACUACUUUCUCUUUGUUUGCACCUCAGAGUUUAAAUGUAUAUAUAUUAAGAUAUAUUAAUAGCUAUAGGGUGAUAUGCUGCUUUGUGUCGAUAGCUGCCGAAACCAAACGUGGAUUCAGACUACAAGAUUUUAUGCUCCCAUAUCUCUUUUAUAACCAGAAAGCACUUCAAUCUUGAAUAAAAUGCAAAAUGUUGCAUGGUUUAGCUCAAAUACUAUAGAAAACAACCUUAUUCCAUGGCCAAACACAUGAAGUAUACACAACUAUUGGAUUGGUUGAAUUAAAUCCUUUUUUGCUGACUAAACAAAAGCUAAAGUUGAAGUGCCUUCAAAUGUUUUGAAAAUAUCUGAGGGGUUAAUUGGGCAUGGAACCAGGAAAGAGAUGUCCAAGAACUGCUAUCCACUGCUUUGGGUGUAUUUGAUGUUACAGUAUGUUUAUUUGUGUCGGCCAUAGAUUUUCAUUAUAGAGAAAUUUUGUGUAAAAUAAUCCAUGGUUCACACUCUUCUCAACGUGUUUUUAGCACAGGAGCAAUCCCAACCUGCAGUCUUUAAGACAGAACCUGUUAAAUGAUCCUAAACCUGUAAAUGCACUUUUUGGUCAUUACCAGUGGCUUCAAUCAUUCACAUCGAGGUGAGACUUUCAAGUCGCAUGGAAAAAAAGACAAUAUCUCAAAAUAUAUUUCAGUCUAUUGUCAGGUCAAGCAAACAAUACAUUUAUUGAUUGAGAGUAAUUUGAAAUUAUCUACUGAGAAAAAGAUCACAGGUAUUCUUACAAGAAUUAGAGAAUUUUCUCUUUUUAUUUAACUUUCUGCCGACACUAGACUACGUCUUGUGUUCUUUUUUUGGCUGACUUUGACAAAAUGACAAAUUAUUUCUGUGCUCCACGUUAGGAUAUUGCUGAUGUAUUUACUGUAUGCAAGGCAUGUAUUGAUGCGGCUCUUUCUCACUCACACACACACUCACUCCGUAAACCCUUAUUGUCAAUACCUGUAUACCUGUUACAUCUACAGCACAAACACAAAAAGCAUGGAUGUGUCAUGAUUUGUUGACAAUAAAUGAUACGUAUCAUCUAA